Messenger RNA from Dacryopinax primogenitus, 2985 nucleotides. RefSeq lists its product as uncharacterized. Bases 1 to 2985 code for a protein of 994 amino acids. Lineage: Eukaryota; Fungi; Basidiomycota; Dacrymycetes; Dacrymycetales; Dacrymycetaceae. The record is from RefSeq and is a predicted model, not a curated record. The transcript has a single exon.
AUGUUAGCCCUACAGAUGUCUCAGUUCCUGUCAAAACUGGACAAGCCGACAGACCCUCCCACAACACCGCUGUCGACUUCGAAUCAUCUGAAUGUACAAUUUCACUUCGAACGUAUGGACUCCACAACCAGGCAUUCUAUUAGCCUUAGUGAUUACACCUCACCCGAUGAUUCGAAGGUGUCUGUGACUGUAUGCACCGACACGAGGAAGGAGACAUCGAAUAAGUCCGACAUAGAUCCUCGGAGGAGAAAGCCUCAAUCCAACCACAUGCGACGGCCAUCAACCGCGCCCGCCUCAUCCCAGAUGAUGCAACACAAAAGAACGGAUUCGUCAGAUCGUUCUUUCCUCGAGCUGUUAUCUGGCCCGAGCACGCCCGGAUCGCGCGUCAAUGGCCAGUCCGGUGCCACGUUCCGAAACACGCGCUCUGCCACAACCCCGUCCGAAGACUGGCGAGUCGAAGGAGAACCAACCUCGUCACGCAGCACCACCCAAAAAGCCUCGCUUCCUUCGUUGGUCGUUAAUAAAUACCCCCCUCGUCCUCACUCAGGCGCCCCGCAUCUGUCCGCUUCAAGCCGGAACAUGAUUACAUUCGAUCGAAUUGUCGAUUCGUCAGCUCGGGCGGCGAUCACGCGGUCUGUCGUCUCACCUUCAAUGGCCAAUUUAAACACCAUACCCGGGUCGAAUAGGGCUUCCCAUUCGCGGCGAACGAGCUCUUUGUCCCUAGGCGGUGGAGGAAUUCAGCACAUCGUCUCAAUGGGAAGCUCAAUGGACUUCGGUAAAUUCAUGCCUCAAACAACAACAUCGCCUCGAUCGGCAUCGUUCAAUACAGUCGGUAGAGUGGCUUCGCCAGUCGAUGUCAAGCGUUUGCUCACUAAACCAGCCACGCCUGUGGGAAAUUAUUCCGGCGGCAACGUCGGACGCACAGAAGAUGUAUCGACUCUAUUGUCGUCACCCACCACACCGCUAUUUGGCUCCGAGGCCCCCUCCUCCCCACGAUCCUCCGAGAUACGUGUUCAUCAGGUUCUUCAAUCCGAAUCAACACCCCAGUCCCUGAGGACACAUGUAAGCCCCUGGACCUCAGCAACGGCGUAUGAGGAAGUCACCAAAGCGCAACCCGUCCCGGAGAUAGGACAGCACACAACUACAAAUGCGCGGAUCAUUCGACCCACAACGCGUGGGCGAGAGCAUGCAGGUUUGCAUACUUAUAGCUCCGGUGGAGAAGGAAUUGGCGAAAGCCCACAACCAAAGCAACUGAAGCGCUCCUCGUCAACCCGUCCCGGCGAUAGGAACGGGAACGGUAAGCGCUCCUCGACAUUUAUCAAGACGGACGGAUACUUGAGCGAAUCCUGUGUCCGGCUGCCCAAGGUCCAAACCGCCCUCACCCCUGCAGCGGCCGUUGCUUUGGCAUACCGCUCGCAGUCGCGUACAGGACAUCGGGAGGAACGGGCAGUUGUGGAUCCGAAGGUUGCGCCUUGGGAAAGCCAACCAGAUCUUCCUGUUCAACUGCCGACCCCUGCCCCAAGCGAAUGGGGAGAUCUCUGCACACCCAGCGGAUUCCGAAGAUUAGGAAGAAAACUCUCGCUCAAGCGUUCAGGAGAUGAACAGCCGCAUGUUCCCACGCGGGAAGAGGCGAGGCAGCGGGCCCGCUCUUUUGACCAGCCAAGGCCACGCGACCUGCCUGGGAAGACGUCUCUCGACGCCAAACGUCCAAACAUUACAAAGUCUGUUGCACCACCCACAAAGACCACGCAGGUGGUGUCUGCACCACAGCUCUCAACCCCCGAACCCCGCACGAAACCUCCAGCCAGACCGCCCACACCCGCCGAGCUUCCAGCUUCCGAAGAACACAAGCGCCGCCCCUCGUUUGGUCAGCAAAUAGGUGGCUUCGUGCGGAAACUAUCUAAUCCAAACCUUCGGACCACGCGAAAAGAGAAGGAAAUCUCGUCGAUGCCUCCCGUACCUCCUCUGCCUACGCUGCUGAAGGAGAAGGCUGAGCUGGAGACGCCUGUGAGGGGGAAGACAGUCCGUGUACCUCCUGUGCCUGCGAUCCCGAUUCGUUUGACAAGGGGUAGCCCGGUGAGCGACCGCGACCAUGAGGAGGAUAAGAAGGCAGACGAGAGCGCGCUCCAAUCUGCAGGGAACAGCGUCGAGUCGCUAGUCGCUUUCCCUCAGGAAUCACCUUUUACCCCGAAGAGCACGCCUCUCCGUACCUCCCAGGAGAAGGAAGCGGACAGGCAUCAGAAGGACCUGGCACGAAGGAAGAGGAACAAUUCCCCCCCACAUCAGUUGGACAUACAGAUAUCGCCUGUCACGGUUCCAGAAACUCCAGUCCGUCACCCAGGACGAUCAAGACGCAGACCAAGCGUGAAGGAAGUGCUCGAUCCAGCAGUUUCCAAGAACCAAGAACAGACCACCCAGCCCGCUCCGGCGAGGAGGAAGGGUGAUCCCCCCCCGCCCGAACCGAUUCUCGGACCUGUCCUCUCUGAGGAGGAAGAGCAAGCCCAAGCUCGCCGAAGAAGGGCGUCCAAAGCCAGACGGGAAAAAGUCCACAACCUGAGCAUCUCCGUCUCCGAUCCCCGAAGUUUCGGGGUGCAGGCCGUCUCCCACCAGCGGAGCCCAUCGCUAGGUUCUACCACUCCCCGUCCAACGGGGAUGACUUCCCCUGGGUUAACGGGAAGAACAUGCAGCGAGGGAGACGCGACACCCUUUGGUGAACGAAAGUCUCUGUAUACCGUUGCAGGGGUAUUUCCCCCGCCCCGGUCGGCAUCGAUUAACACGCCUUCCCCUUCUACUACUACUCCAGCGAAGCCUAGCCCAUCCCCGAUGAGCCCUCCUUCCUCCACGCCGUCGAUGGCGCUCAAAUCGAUGAAGAUUCCAGGAGGGAAGGUGCCCCUGAGUGAGCAUCAGAAAGCUGAGUUGUGGGAGGAGCUGCUGAGGCGAUGUGAGGAAGCAGGGGGGACGCUGUUGCUGAAGGGUGCGGAAUAA